CCCGAGGGCUAAAGCCACGCCUUCCUCCCCCUUUCCUCCCACUUGGCCCGGUCUGGCUAAUUUAGUCCUUCUUCUUCCCGGGAUUCCAGAGAUAAGCUGCGGGAGGCGGGGAAAAGGCGGAGGGGGCGGUGCCUUGCCCCUUCUUGUUCUCUCUCAGCCUGGCCGCGUCCUCCUCCUCCUCCUCCUCCGCGGGCUGCUUCGGGAGGCUCCCUGCCUUCCUCCCCGGAGCAGUCAUGAACCGAGUGGGGAAGCGGGAGAACGACGAGACCCUCAUCGAGAUGGGUCUGUCCAAUGACGGAGAAGAAACUAAUGGACCUUUAUUUGAAAAUAUAUCAAGCACAGAUUCAGAACUUCCUGGAAACUCUGAGGGCCUAAGUACCACAGAGACUACAUUACUCAUCUCUGAACUUCAAGGGAAAAGUGGAAGGAGAUUCAAAUUGUUCCUGAAGCAACGUCUCAGGAUUGACAAACGGCAUCAAAGCAAAGACUCCAUUUUCUUCAGAGAUGGUGUCCGACGAAUAGACUUUAUACUGGCAUAUGUGGAUGAUCCAAAAAUAGAAGGAGAAAAGAAAGUGGAACGGAGACGGGAAUUUGAGAACAACCUAGCAAAGGCAGGUCUUGAGCUAGAAACUGAAGACAAGAAGGAAUCUGAAAAUGGCAAAACUUACUUUGUGAAGAUACAUGCACCAUGGGAAGUUCUGACCACAUAUGCUGAAGUGCUGAACAUCAAAAUGCCCAUCAAGGAAAAUGAUAUCCCUUGUGCUGUAGAAAACCCCUUUGACUGGGUGGCCUGGCCAUUUAGACUGCCUGAGAUUGUGAUGCAUCCAGAACCAGACUACUUUACAGCCCCAUUUAGCAAGGAAAGGCAAGAACUCUACCUCAUUGAUGAUGAAAACACAUUUUUCUCCCCAUCUAUCAGGAACAGAAUUGUUUUCUAUAUUUUGACAAGAUGUCCUUAUGGAACCGAAGAAGGGAAGAAAAAGUUUGGCAUCAAAAGGUUGCUAAAUAAUGGCACCUACUCUGCUGCUUACCCUCUUCAUGAUUGUCAGUACUGGAGGAAAGCAAACGAUCCAAAAUGUGAAAAUGAGAGGUACACAUUAUACCGGGAGUGGGCAAGGUUCCCUCGCUUUUUCAAAGAACAGCCUUUGGAUCUUAUCAGGAAAUACUACGGAGAAAGAAUUGGCAUCUAUUUUGCUUGGCUGGGUUUCUACACUGAAAUGCUGUUCUUUGCAGCUGUUGUUGGUUCAAUUUGUUUUCUGUAUGGUGCCUUUACAAUGAAUGAAAAUAUGAGUAGCCGAGAAAUUUGUGACUCCAAUAUUGGUGGAGAAAUUAUCAUGUGUCCAUUAUGUGAUAUAAAAUGUGACUACUGGAGGCUUAACUCCACAUGUGAAACUUCAGAGUACUCCCAUUUGUUUGACAAUGUGGCAACCCUCUUUUUUGCCAUUUUUAUGGGUAUCUGGGUUACCCUUUUUUUGGAGUUUUGGAAGCGACGUCAAGCUCGACUUGAAUAUGAGUGGGAUUUAGUUGAUUUUGAGGAAGAACAGCAGCAAUUACAAUUAAGGCCAGAGUAUGAAGCAAAAUGUACCCAAAAGAGAAAGAAUCCAGUGACUCAGGAGCUGGAGCCUUAUUUGCCUCUAACUAGUCAGGCUCUGCGAUUCUGCAUCUCAGGAACGACAGUGUUGUUCUGGAUCUCUUUAAUCAUAGCAAGUAUGAUUGCUGUGAUAGUUUAUCGCCUUGCUGUUUAUGCUGCUUUUGCCAGUAUCAUGGAGAACACACAAACCCUGCAACCCAUCCGAGGUUUACUGACGCCACAACUGGCCACUUCAGUCACUGCAUCAUGCCUGAAUUUUGUCAUCAUUAUGAUUCUGAAUUUCUUAUAUGAGAGGAUAGCUAUCUGGAUCACUGAUAUGGAAAUCCCAAGGACUCACCUUGAAUAUGAGAACAGACUUACUAUGAAGAUGUUCUUGUUUCAGUUUGUCAACUACUACUCUUCAUGUUUCUAUGUGGCUUUCUUCAAAGGGAAGUUUGUGGGGUACCCUGGCUCUUACACAUAUAUGUUUGAUCGGUGGAGAAAUGAAGAGUGUGAUCCUGCAGGAUGCUUGAUAGAACUAACAACACAGCUUACCAUUAUCAUGGCUGGCAAACAAAUUUGGGGUAACAUCCAAGAAGCCUUUGUACCGUGGAUAUGGAAUUGGUGGGGUAGUCGGAAAGCCAGGAGCAAUCCAGAGAAUUUGUAUGGUCGAUGGGAGCAGGACCAUGAUCUACAGAACUUUGGAGCUUUAGGUCUAUUCUAUGAGUAUUUGGAAAUGGUCAUUCAGUUUGGAUUUAUUACGCUGUUUGUAGCCUCCUUUCCCUUGGCCCCACUCCUUGCUCUGAUGAACAAUAUCUUGGAGAUUCGAGUUGAUUCUUGGAAGCUAACAACUCAAUUUAGAAGGCCGGUGGCAGCCAAAGCACACAGCAUAGGAAUUUGGCAAGAAAUUCUCAAUGGGAUGGCAAUCUUAUCUGUCGUCACAAAUGCAUUCAUUGUAGCCUUCACAUCUGAUAUGAUUCCUCGACUGGUAUACUAUUAUGCCUAUUCUACGGAAUCCGAUUCACCCAUGAGUGGCUAUAUCAAUGACAGCCUCUCUGUAUUUAGAAUAUCAGAUUUUCUUGAGAAAAACAGACCUGAAGCAAAUCCAGGCAACUUUUCCACUUGCAGGUAUAGGGACUAUCGGUAUCCACCAGACCAUGAGAAACAGUACUCACACACCAUGCAGUUCUGGCACAUUCUGGCUGCCAAAAUGGCUUUUAUCAUUAUUAUGGAGCAUGUUGUCUUCGUUGUCAAGUUCUUUGUGGCUUGGAUGAUACCUGAUGUCCCAGCUGAAGUGAAAGCCAAAAUAAAGCGGGAGAAGUACUUAACACAAAAAAUAUUACAUGAAUAUGAACUCAAUAAACUUAAGCAGAAGCUAUGUGAAGGAAGGACUGAUGCAAGCAUGGAAAAGGUGGUCCUGGCCACUGAAGGGAAGGUUGAAUUAUCAGAAGUCAUGUAGCCUUUGGAAAGGCUGAGUGCCUGGAAUUCCAGCCUCUGAAAUUUCAAUGGUUCAGGAUCUGUGAUGGGCAAGCUGCUGUCAUGAAAUCUGUUCAGUCUUUUUAAUCAGUUUCUUUCUGGACCUAAAGUUAUUCCUAAAGCAGUUGGAAAGAGACAGCAUGGUGGGAUGGAUUGAAGUUGGUCCACCAACCAUUUUCAGUUCUGUACCUUUGCUGUUGUGUAAUCUUGAAAAACAAGCUUGUGGUUGUGGAGUUGCAACGUCUCUUUUCGCUGCCUUGCCUUUCUAAGAUUAUUUAGGGUUUUUUGGAACCAAGAAUGUCUUAAAGAAUACCUCUCAGAGUAACUAUAUUUUCAAUGGUGGCUUGAAGUCAUGUUAUGCAAAUGUGAGAAGAUGCUUCCCAGUGAGGUCAGGGUGUUGCCAGAAGAAAAUAAACUAUGGUCUUGUUUUUAUAUGCAUGCAUGAGUGUAUAUGAGUGUAUAAUGCCAAGGGUCUGAAGUAUAGCCCUUCACUUGUUGCAAAAGAAUAUUUGUACCCUUUUAUCAUUCUCUUCUUUGGAUUUUAAAGGGUGCAACAGAC
Molecule: messenger RNA, 3605 nt
Organism: Anolis sagrei ordinatus
Lineage: Eukaryota; Metazoa; Chordata; Lepidosauria; Squamata; Anolidae
Gene: ANO5
Product: anoctamin 5
Biological process (GO): chloride transmembrane transport
Cellular component (GO): plasma membrane
Molecular function (GO): chloride channel activity; protein dimerization activity
Source: RefSeq, a predicted model, not a curated record